UUGACGAUCCUCAGCAAUUUAACGUACACUCGUUUCUUUUAACUACCUAUUUGUCAAUCUACGACUACAUAGUCUCCACCUAUGGAGCGGCGAUAAUAACGACACAAUAUAUAUCUUCCAGCCUGCCUAUUUUCCUAUUGUGAAAAUACCCAGCAACGAUACUUAACCAUUUACCCCCUGUCCAUCCUCCAAGAUGGCAGACAAAGCCACCACCAUAAUGCUCGUCUCCACGAGCAUCGUGGUCUUCCUAUCCGGCUUCCUGCUAGGCAUGUACUCGGUGCGAGGGUACCUAUUGAUCUCUCCGUCCCUAGCCUCCCAGCGCCAAAGCAACCUUUACGACCCCGUCGAGAGCGACGAGUCCGACAUCGAUGAAAACGACACAAUCCUCGACCAUGCGCCUAACUGGGCCAACGGCGAGGAAGCCGAUCGAAGGGACGGGCUUAAGGCCUCUAAGCCGAAGCCAAAGAAGUCUCCCAAGGACAAGGCAGAAAACAAGGCGGACAGUGCUCAGCCUCAACAAACAGUAGCCGAAGGGUCUGCAAAUGAAGAGUGCAAGCUAGUCUUAGUUGUGCGAACAGAUUUAGGCAUGACAAAAGGCAAAAUAGCAGCACAAUGCUCCCACGCAACCUUAGCAUGCUACAAGACCCUCACCCGCGCCGCCCAACGAAACCCCUCGUCAGCCGAAGCACGACUCCUACAGCGCUGGGAACGCCGGGGACAAGCCAAGAUCGCCGUGCAAGUGAAGUCAGAAGCCGAGCUGCUGGAGCUAAUGGGCAAGGCGCGCAGCCUAGGCAUAACAGCCGAGGUCAUCCAGGACGCUGGCCGCACCCAGAUCGACCCGGGGAGCCUAACAGUCCUAGGUGUUGGACCCGCUCCCAAGAGUCUUGUUGACAAGGUCACUGGUGGCCUCAAGCUGUUAUGAUAGGGUUUCUCAUAGACUUCGCCUACCGUAAUUGGAACGUGGUUGGUAUAUAAUGGGUGCAUACAUCGGUAGAUAGGUGGGCAUAUAGAUAUGGGCAUUACGAAGUACUCCGGGACGCAAAAUAUAUCCAUAGGUAAACACCUGUGGAUUGCUUAUAAAGUGCAUGUAUAGGUAGUUAUGGAGUUAUUAAAAAAGAAGUCAAGGGUAAUUUUU
Daldinia vernicosa is the source of this 1135-nucleotide messenger RNA. RefSeq names its product PTH2-domain-containing protein. Gene Ontology annotation, cellular component: mitochondrion; cytosol. Gene Ontology annotation, molecular function: peptidyl-tRNA hydrolase activity. Bases 194 to 922 code for a protein of 242 amino acids. The record is from RefSeq and is a predicted model, not a curated record. Lineage: Eukaryota; Fungi; Ascomycota; Sordariomycetes; Xylariales; Hypoxylaceae. The transcript has 2 exons.